AGCGCAACCUGUAUUGUAAAAUAUUUUGAGAAUGUAGUACUUAAUGAAAAUUAAUUACAAUUCUUGUUGCUGCAAUACCAAGAAUUAGGCAGAAAACCGACGUCAUGGAGCCACAGUCAAAGCGCAGGAAGGAGGCGGAAAGCGACAACGCAGACUUUUGGGUGGCACUUCCUGUUCUGUCGGACCAGCAGUCACAAGACACCGAGCUCAUCCCGGCGUUCGCCGCACCCAUCACCGACAAGAAGGAGACGUCCCGGCUGAUCAAGGAGCUCCGCUCUCUCUACCCUCUGACCGGCCUCACUCACAUCAAGAGGGUGCGGUCACACAAGUCGGCCGACGGCCUUUACUCUCCUCAGGUGCUACUGUGUCUUGUCAGCGACGCCCCGGACGUUGACCUUCACAGCGAGUCCCUUGCCAUCGAAUCCUUGCUGCCCCCCGAUAUUGUCGGGCUGGAAGGACUGGGCCUCCCUUUCCUGGUGAAGAUCCCCGCCUUUCCUCCCCUGACCAGGCCCCAGUUCCAGCUGGCGAGUAAGCACUGGCCUACCACCUUCCACGAGGACAAGCAGGUCACCGUUGCCCUGCGAGGAGAGCUCUUCGGCGGGCCCCAGAAGGCCCGCAUGCAGGGGUACAUGGAGGCCGCCCUGGCUGCUGCCAGAGCGGCCGCGGGUUUGGGGUCGGGGCAGGAGCCAGUGGGGGCUGCAAUGGUCGACCCCAAAGAGGAGAGGAUCCUAGCGGUGGGACACGACUGCCGUGGCGGGAAUCCACUCCAUCACGCAGUCAUGGUGUGCAUUGACCUUGUUGCUCGCGGGCAGGGCGGUGGAGCGUACAGUUUUGAGAAAUACCCCGCUUGUACUGCCGCAAUGUCCCCCACAAGCAGCCACUCUAAACCAGCUGCAGAGAGCUCGAAAACGAUCGCCCGGGUUGUGGAAGAGGGGCAGCCAUACAUAUGCACUGGGUACGACCUCUAUGUGACCAGGGAGCCUUGUGUGAUGUGUGCGAUGGCCCUGGUACACUCCAGGAUAGGAAGGGUCUUCUAUGGCACGGCCUCUGCCGAUGGAGCUCUAGGGACCAAGUAUAAGAUCCACACUCAGAAAGAUCUGAACCAUCGCUUCGAUGUGUUUAAAGGGGUCCUGAGCCAGCAAUGCAAGGACCUUUAUGGGUUAAAAGACCCCAUCAAACACUGAAAGAAGUGGCUCUCUAUUUUUAAGAUAUGAUUUUUGUUGGAUAAUAGCCUGGGACAAAUACAUGCAGAAUUACAUGAUUUUGACUUGGAUCUACCAUGCUGUAAUUAAAAGAUUUUUGUACCCAAAUAAUCACUCUAUCAUCCAAUAUAAAGAUGCCCUUACCAUAUCUGCUCCUGUUUGCUAAAUGGCUAUAUUACCACCUGAAAACACUAUAAACAGCAAACAAGACUUGGUGAACAAACAAUAUACCAAUGCAAGAAUGAGGGCCCAAACCAUUUUAAUGAUGUUAGUAAUGCAAGAGUAAUAGUAAUGAAUGGGAGACAGACACAAUCAUGGCAACAUAUGCUGCAGACAAAAUAGCUACAUGGACAUAUGUACAUAAGUUCAUCCACUGGAUUAGUAAUGUCUGGCAGCAUGACAUUUUAUCUUUCCUUUUUCAUACAAGACAUGUCGCAAAGGAACGUUACAAUGGAAAUAGCCUGCCCUAUUUGAUUUAACAACAAAUGCUAAAUGAUUCACAAAGAAAACCAGGCAAAUAAAGAGUAUAAUUUUCUCCACUCGUCAUGAAUUGGAUUGGACACCCACCACAUAAUGAUGAGCGUACUGAUAGACAAAGAACCACAGGCUCCUACGCUUAAGAACACAUCUUAAAAAAUACAUUUAGGACAUCUUCAGGGCUACAAAUUCGGACCCAAACUUAGUCGUUGCGUCAGCAUCUUGUGAAAUAGAGAAGAAAAUAAAAUAGAACAAGGAACAGGGAACAGGGAAAUUUAAAUGUCACUUCUGAAACUGGGGCCAGCCCAGGCCAACAACAAUACAUUAUUAAAUAUUCACUUCAAGUUAGUUAUGCAAAUGAUAUUCUGUUUUCCACCAAUCUACUCUUUCCUAUGUUGGUUUCUCUCCUAUAACAUCACUUUUCACCCAAUAUAUUUACAGCAGUGACAUUGACAAGAACUAUACAAAACAGCUUAGUCCAGGCAUCAGUGCUGGGGCGUAUGGGGAGGUUAACUAAACGUUUCUUAUAGACACAAUACGUUCUGCGACUCCAUUUAAUACUUGUUUAUGCCAAAGAUUCUGACUCCGUGUAGUUGUGGCAACUUUGGAAUUAGAACGCUUAAAAGUGAGACGGUGUUUACGACAAAGUGUGUCGUGUCGUACUUUGUAUAGAAACUGGCCAGGAAGUAUCUGUGGAGAAGAAAAUAGAGAAUUGUUUGAGACUUUCAAUGGAAGACAAUAACCAUCAAGGCUGAGUGCUAGGCCACAGGUCCUUCCGUCCAUUCACAAAUAGAGAUUUUUUUUUUUUAUCUCAAUAGGCUUUUAAGGUGGUCUUUCAAAUGUAUGUUUGGCUAACCUUUUAACAACAAGUUUUUCUUUAUCAAGUGAAGUAAAAUGUUUAAGUUUUGUCAUCUUGUCAACAUUUGAAAACAUUCAAGUUCCCAACAUGAUAAUAACAUAAUAAU
Molecule: messenger RNA, 2644 nt
Organism: Gadus chalcogrammus (walleye pollock)
Lineage: Eukaryota; Metazoa; Chordata; Actinopteri; Gadiformes; Gadidae
Gene: adat3
Product: adenosine deaminase tRNA specific 3
Exons: 2
Coding region: 105-1184 (359 amino acids)
Cellular component (GO): nucleus; cytoplasm
Molecular function (GO): tRNA-specific adenosine-34 deaminase activity
Source: RefSeq, a predicted model, not a curated record